AACAUUAAUUUACAGUUAACAAACAAUAAAAAAAGGAUAUUUUUCUGAAGUUAACGCAUUAGUUGUGUAGUUUUCAUAAUGUAUAUAUAAUACAAGUACAUACUACUAAGUAUCAAUCUUAUUGCUGUGUCAAUUUUAAUUGAUUCUUAAUGUUUCUUAUUUAUAGACAUUGCCGUUUAGUUUGUUGAUAUACUUCAAUAUAUUACUCCAUGGCUCUUACAAAUAAAUUACUUUUGAGUCAAAUUGCUGGAUAUACAAUAGCAACAAUUCUUUCAUUAUGCAUCAUCAUACCAAUGAGCCUUCACCAGGAUGAAUUUAAAGGACACUGCUUGUUGUUUUCUUCAGGCCAAUGGUUGGAAAAGAAUGGGCAAUUUCUAGUCAACUGGGCAUCCCAAGCUUAUUGUAAUUACUCCAUUUUUGUUGGAGUUUUAUUAUUAGUUAUAUCAUCAAUACAGACAUAUAGAAUGUCAAUUUUUGCAUACAAGGGAACUGAUAGUUCAUUUUUGUUGACUUUUGUGGAUGCCAUAACAUGUGCACUAAUGUGUCUUUUCACAAUUAACGCUGCUCUUAUGAUAACAUUUGGAUUUAUGACUUGGUGCAAUGACAUGAUAGAAAGAUUCCCUUCAUGUGAAAUGGCUGCUGGCAAUCCAAUUGAUAUUCAAGAUGGCAUAGAUACUUCUGGGUUUUACUUUCAGUUAGGUGUUGCUCAGUUUGGAGUGUGGGCAUCGUGGUCAUGUUGGGUUGGCUUGACAGUUUGUUCAUUAUGCAAACUAUGUUACUAUCAUCAAAUGAGUAACAUGAAAGCUUCAAUGUUGAGAGAAAGACAAAAACUUAUUGAUGAAGGAAUGGCUGCACCUACCAGAGUAACACCAUAUGCCACCCAAUCAGAUAUAACACCAGAUGAUAUUAAUAAUCCUAAAAUUGAACCUCAACUUGAAAAAUAAGCUGAUAAAAUAUUUAAAAUAUAUCAUGUCUGUUAUUAAAUAUUUCAUGUAUUUAUUUUAACUUUUAUUUAGAAUUUUAAUAUUUAUAUACUGACAUAGUUUUUAUGUAUAUUAUUUAGUAUUGUACACUUAUUUUUGUAUAAUUUAAAUUUAUAACUUACCUUUUUGUAAAAACGAAUAAAUGUAAUUAUUGAUAGUAUAAA
Molecule: messenger RNA, 1147 nt
Organism: Adelges cooleyi (spruce gall adelgid)
Lineage: Eukaryota; Metazoa; Arthropoda; Insecta; Hemiptera; Adelgidae
Product: transmembrane protein 179
Exons: 5
Coding region: 210-944 (244 amino acids)
Source: RefSeq, a predicted model, not a curated record